Molecule: messenger RNA, 1570 nt
Organism: Phaedon cochleariae (mustard beetle)
Lineage: Eukaryota; Metazoa; Arthropoda; Insecta; Coleoptera; Chrysomelidae
Source: the annotation of a GenBank genome assembly
CUCAUUCAGUAUAUCCCGCGCAAUUUAUAUAGUUUAGUGCGUAAAAUGUUCCCUUGGCUAGUGGCAGUUCUUUUGAUCGUUUUGGUUCUGGUUAUCUUCAAAUACUCCAAAGUUGAAGCUGCGUACUGGAAGAAAAAAGGCGUACACUGUCCCAAACCGGUACCGAUUUUCGGCAACUUCAGCGAAGUCUGCUUCUUCCAGAAAACGGUGGGUGAUUGGCUACAGAAUCUGUACGAUAUAGUGCAUCUGGACUACUUUGGCAUCUACAUCUUCGACCAACCAGCACUGGUCUUGAAAUCUCCAGAGCUGAUUCGAAGAGUACUGAUCCAAGAUUCCGUGAACUUCAUCAACAAAACGCUCGCCGAACCCAAUCACGAUGAAGCUUUGUCGAACUUGAUGUUCCUGCAGAAGGAUGAGAGAUGGAAAGCUUUCAGGUCCAGGAUGACCCCAGUUUUCUCUAGCAAGAAAAUUAAAGCACUACUACCAACCUUGGACAGUGAAUGUCGGAAAAUGAAAGCCUAUUUAGUGAGAAACACUGGCAUUCUGGAAUGCAAAGGUAUCUGCGAGAAACUGAUGACUAACAUAUUAGCUAGAUGUGUGUUCGGGGUAGAUGCUCAUUCGUUCGAAGAAGAAGACGCAGAAUUCAGGAGGAUCAGCAAGGUUAUGUUUGGGUUUAGUUGGAGGAACGCCGUCGUGCAGUCCAUGUAUUUCUUCAUGCCAAGAUGGGCUGAGUGGCUCAGACUUCAUUUCAUCGAGAAGUCCAUCAUGGAUUAUCUUCAUCGAGUGUAUUUCGAAUCUGUCAAGGCUAGGAAGAAGUAUGGUUUUAAUAAAAUGAAUGAUUUGAUCGACAUAAUUCAUGAAAUGGAGAGCAAGAAGAAUUCUAAUGAAGACAUCGAUAUAGAUAGCUUCAAAGCGGCAGCAUUUGCUGUCCAAUUCUUCUUUGCUGGAUUUGAGACAACGAUAUCGACGAUUUCAUUUACUUUGCACGAGUUGUGUCUUAAUUUGAAUGUGCAAGACAAGCUCAGGGCAGAAAUACUUGCAAGUAUCAGUAAACACCGAGGUAUAACUUACGACAGUCUGUUGGAGAUGAAGUAUCUAGAUAUGUGUAUACAUGAGACUCUUCGCAAAUAUCCCGUACUGCCCUUCCUCGACAGAGCCUGCAACGAAGACUACACCUUUCCGGGAAGUAAUCUGACAGUAGAAAAGGGUACCCCAAUUUACGUACCCCUUCGUGCCAUGCACAUGGACGAGCAGUAUUUUUCCGAACCUCAGAAAUUCGAGCCAGAAAGGUUCAUCAACAGAAAGUAUAAUGAGCAUGGAUUGGUGUAUUUGCCCUUCGGAGCUGGACCCCGAAAUUGCAUAGGAGAACGAUUUGGCCUUAUCAGUACCAAACUAGCACUGGUCCAUAUUUUGUCACAAUUUCAUGUUGAGAAAUGCACAGCUACACCAGAUCCAGUGGUUUUUGACCCAAAGAGCGUGAUGCUUCAGUCCAAGGUUGGUUUACCCAUGACAUUAAGGCUGAUUUAGAGGUUUUUGACAACACAAAUCCAUAUCAAAUAAUGGCAAUUCA